UGCUUGUUUGCCCCAAUCUCACCACCCAAUAAAAUAAGGGAUUGAGACAUACCGGGCUGGGUUCCUCGAUAGCCCUUAUAUAGAUAGACAGGCCCUAUGGUAGGGACCCCCUUGCCUGUACACCGCAUGGUCAUAUAGUUACAGAUGGACACGGUCAGCGAGUGGCGUAAAAUGGGCAGCACAUCGGUGGAGGUCCUGUGCCUCGUCCUGGUCAUCCUCUCCUUCCUAUCUUUUAUUGUGUGCAGCGCUACGGACUGUUGGAGGGAAGAUGCAAAGGAUCCUUACUCCUCCGUAGGGUUGAGCUCUCGGUGCCGUGGCCUGUGGAGCGAGUGCGUUUAUGAUAAUAUGGCCAAUGUUUGGACGUGUGAUAUUCCCAUCUCCUUUCUCAGUGAACACGCAGUGGUACUUGUGGUCACCCGUGCAUUGGUCAUCGUAAAUGGCAUCCUUAGCAUUGCUGUUACACCAGUGCUGAUCCUGGGAAUGAAGUGCACCAAUAUUGUCCAUUGGGGAGGUGACCACAAGACAAGGCUCUGUAAAGCUGCCGGCAUAAUGCUGCUUUUGGGUGGUGUUUCUGGAGGAAUUGCUGUUUUCUGGUAUGCUAUAGACACUGCACUAAAAUACAGAACGGAGGUGAUUCUGGCUGUUCCAGGGAUAACAUAUGAACUUGGAUACUCCUAUUGGUUUGCUGCUUCUUCAGCCCUAUUCACCACUAUUCCUGCUCUACUUAUUGUUUGUUUACACUGUAGAACCAUGAACAGGAGGGGAUCAACAUGGAGAAAUGCCAACGUAUGUAGGAGCCCCAACAAUGCUAUGACCUAUCUAUAACUAUAGACCCAUCUGCUGGCUAUAUACUCUAUCCAUGUGCUGGAUACUGUCAUAUACAAAGAAAUGGAUGAAAUAUGUGUUAAAAGAGAGAGCGACACUGGCACAAUGACAGAGCUAUAUAACUUUACUGCCCAGCGCUGGAGGAAAUAUUUUGAUUUUAUCAUGAUAAUUUCAUUAAAGGAAUACUCCGCCCCUAGACAUGUUAUCCUGUGAUCACGGGGAUCCUGCUGCUGGGGACCCCUGGAAUCUCUCCUGCAGCACCCCUGUUCGUUAGCUGCACGGAGAGAAGAUCGCUCCUUGGCUGAUGACGGGCGAUACAGGGGCCGGAGUAUUGUGAUGUCACGGCCCCACCCCCUCGGGAUGUCACGCCCAACCCCCUCAAUGCAAGCCUAUGGGAGGGGGCGUCACUGCCUCCACACCCCCUCCCAUAGACUUGCAUUGAGGUGGCAGGGUGUGAGGUCACGAGGGGGGGACCCCUGCGAUCAGACAUCUUAUCCCCUAUCCUUUGGAUAGGAGAUAAGAUGUCUAGGGGUGGAGUACCCCUUUAAGUAUUAUUAUUUAUUUCACAACAAAUUCCAUGAAAAAAAAAAUAGAAUAAAACUCUUCUAUAUAGUCACCUUCCUUUGGGAUGCCAGACACGAUCUAUUACUACUCCUUCCGCCUUCACCAUUUUCAAUAAAAAUAUA
Messenger RNA from Hyla sarda, 1511 nucleotides. Its product is annotated as claudin-16-like. Gene Ontology annotation, cellular component: bicellular tight junction; plasma membrane. Bases 145 to 825 code for a protein of 226 amino acids. NCBI's taxonomy places the organism in Eukaryota, Metazoa, Chordata, Amphibia, Anura, Hylidae. Gene Ontology annotation, molecular function: structural molecule activity. The transcript has 6 exons. Gene Ontology annotation, biological process: cell adhesion; bicellular tight junction assembly. The record is from RefSeq and is a predicted model, not a curated record.